Notothenia coriiceps (black rockcod) is the source of this 4020-nucleotide messenger RNA. RefSeq names its product SCY1-like, kinase-like 1 (gene scyl1). The transcript has 18 exons. Bases 110 to 2716 code for a protein of 868 amino acids. Gene Ontology annotation, molecular function: protein kinase activity; ATP binding. Lineage: Eukaryota; Metazoa; Chordata; Actinopteri; Perciformes; Nototheniidae. The record is from RefSeq and is a predicted model, not a curated record. Gene Ontology annotation, biological process: protein phosphorylation.
UUUACCCGGAGCCAUUUUACACUCGUACCAAUUCGCUAGCUAGCCUCUUCUAGCUAGCGGUCUGUUUAGGUGUUUGUGUGUGUUUGAUGUGGUGUGGAGGAAAGAGGAGAUGUGGUCAUUUUUUGCCAGGGAUCCUGUCAAAGACUUUGCCUAUGAAAUCCUGCCAGACUUUCAGGAGAAGUCUGGAAUAUGGAGUCUACACAGGGGGAAGAGAAAGACCAAUGGAGAGCCGGUGUCUGUGUUUCUGUACGAGGUAGCGCAGGGGACGGAGCAGCAGACCCAGCUCGCCAAGGCUGCCUUCAAGCGUAUGAAGACCCUGCGUCACCCAAACAUCCUGGCUUAUGUGGAUGGAUUGGAGACAGAGAAGAGCCUGUACCUGGUCACUGAGCAGGUGACCCCGCUGGCCGUCCACCUGAAGGCCCAGGCAGAGAAGGGGGGAUCAGGGGAGCUGGAGGUCUCCUGGGGCCUGCACCAGAUAGUGAAAGCUCUGAGUUUCCUGGUCAAUGACUGUCAUCUGCUUCAUAACAACGUGGGUGUAUCAGCUGUCUUUGUGGAUCGAGCUGGGGAGUGGAAGCUUGGGGCCCUCGACCAUGUGGCCCCUGAGCAGGGUGACCCAAGUGGGGUCUCCCUACCUACCCCCAAGGCUGUUUACCCAGACAUGGAGAGAUAUGACCCACCAGAGAUGGCCAAUAACACUGGAGAGAAAUGGGCGGGGGAGGUGUGGCGGCUGGGCUGCCUGAUCUGGGAGGUGUUCAACGGGCCGCUGCCUCGCACAUCCUCGCUCCGGUCCCUCGGAAAGAUCCCUAAGGCCCUGGUGCCGCACUACUGUGAGCUGGUGGGGGCCAACCCCCGAGCUCGGCCCAACCCAGCCCGCUUUCUCCAGAACUGUAAAGCCUCCGGGGGAUUCCUCAGCAACAGCUUUGUGGAGAGCAACCUUUUCCUGGAGGAGAUACAGAUCAAGGAGCAGGCUGAGAAGCAGCAGUUCUUCCAGGAUCUGAGUGAAAAUCUGGACUCCUUCCCCGAAGACUUCUGUAAACACAAGGUCCUGCCUCAGCUGCUCACCGCCUUCGAGUUUGGCAAUGCAGGCGCCGUAGUCCUCACACCGCUCUUCAAGGUGGGGAAGUUCCUGUCAGCAGAAGAGUACCAACAGAAGAUCAUCCCCGUCAUCGUGAAGAUGUUCUCCUCCACAGACAGAGCCAUGAGGAUACGACUGCUGCAGCAGAUGGAGCAGUUCAUUCAGUAUCUGAACGAGGCAGCAGUCAACUCCCAGAUCUUCCCUCACGUUGUCCACGGCUUCACAGACACCAACCCCGCCAUCAGAGAACAGACUGUUAAGUCUAUGUUGCUGCUGGCUCCCAAGCUGAAUGAGGCCAACCUGAACCAGGAGCUGAUGCGUCACUUUGCCCGGCUGCAGGCCCGAGAUGAACAGGGCCCGAUCCGGUGCAACACCACCGUCUGCCUGGGCAAGAUCGCCUCCUACCUCAACGCCGGGACUCGGCAACGUGUUCUGAUUUCCGCCUUCUCACGGGCCACCAAGGACCCGUUCCCCGCUUCACGCUCAGCCGGUGUGCUGGGCUUCGCAGCAACACACAACUUCUACAGCAUAACAGAGAGUGCGUCCCGCAUCCUCCCCACCCUCUGCACCAUCACUGUGGACCCCGAUAAGAGCGUCAGGGACCAGGCAUUUAAAGCCAUCAAGAGUUUCCUUACCAAGCUGGAGACGGUGUCAGAAGACCCCACCAAGCUGGCUGAAAUAGAAAAGGAUGUAGCGUCGUGUGCUCAGCCUGCAGGAGGCUCCGCCACCUGGGCCGGUUGGGCCGUGACGGGCAUGUCCUCCAUCACUUCUAAACUCAUCCGCAACGCUCCGGGGACGGAGGGGGGGGCAGCCGCUGAGGACGGAGAGCCCGCCAACGCCAUCAGCCCGACCAGUGCCCCUGAUGGAGCGCCUGCACCAGGUUCUGAAGGUAAACCUCCUGAAGCCUCUGUGUCUCCCCCUGCUGCCUCUAAUCAUGCCAACCAAUCACAGACUCAUGAGGUAAUGGACAAAAAGGAGGAGCCAAUAGGAGACCGCUGGGAUGAAGAGGAGGAUUGGGGAAGUUUGGAGGAUCCAGAGAAGGCUCACACAGAGCCGGAUGACUGGAACACUGACUGGUCAGGGACGUCAGCUCCAAAAAAGAAAGCCAGUGACAAAGGAGUGGGCCGGUCGUCGUCCUCCGUGGCGGUGAAGAAACAAAGCGCUGACUGGAGCAGCUCGGGCUGGGACGCAGACGACAGCUUGUCCAACGAGAAGGAAGGGCCGGGGCAGAGCUCUGCAGGGGAGGAGGGCUGGGGCAACGACUGGGGGGAGGAGGACACGGACACCACCUUGGCCAAUACCACGCUCCCCGAGGCCGAAGGAGUGCGGUUAGCCAGCGAGUACAACUGGGACAGCGGCAGCUCAGGCCCCGUGGGAGCCAAUCAGAAUGAUCUGUUCACCAGCGUGUCCCAGAGAAACACAGCCGGCACUCCCACGACUGGAGAGGGCUUGGCUGCAGAGGCCACAGGAGAAUGGGGAGCUGAGGAGAGCUGGGAGUCGGUGGAUGGGAACCAGGGUCUCAGCAAGGCCGAGCUGUCCAAGAAGAAACGGGAGGAGAGGAGGAAGGAGCUGGAGGUGAAACGGGCGGAGCGCAAAGCUGCUAAAGGUCCUCUCAAACUGGGCGCACGCAAGCUGGACUGACCGGGCAGGUUUGAGGGCGGGAUGGAGAGGAGGGAACAGGAACCAGAUUGACUGGAUGCCUGACAUUCCACAAACAAAGGAGCGGAGAGGAGUGCGAGCCGUCAGAGGAAUGCGAGCCGUCAGAGGACUGCGCUUUAGGAUUCUCUUUCUUCAUUCAGGAACUUACUGAUGAGUGAAGAAGCAACAUUCCAGCGCUUCGUAAAUGCUUUAUUGUGGAAGGCCCAGCUUAAAAACACAGAGACAGAAAAGUGUAAAAGCGGCACCGAGCAGCAGUCAUUCAUAAAAAGAUAAAUCAUAAAGUUGAAGUUGUAAAGUAAAUGUAUAUAAAUGUGCAUCUGGUCUUAUAAUGACUUGAGGAAAUGGCACUUUUUUUUUUAAUAACUGCGAAAUAUAUAUAUAACAGAAUCAAACCUGUAUUAUUAUGCUGAAUGUUUUUCAGUGUACACACACAUACAGUGUAUAUGAAUGUUUUAGUUCAGCUGUCACUAACUAACUCAGAUGUAAGGCUUAAAAUCAAUCCCUGCAUGCAUUUGUGUAUUUGUGUGGCCUAACAAAAUGUGUCAUGGCACAGAGUUACAAAUAUGUUCAUUUAACUUUGCACAUCCAGCACUGUAUUUAACUGAACUGUCCUGACGGGAGACACAUUUGACUGGUUAAGAUCUGUAAAUGUGUCACACACUGCAGACACAUGAUGCAAAUAACUAGGUAAAUCGAUGCUGGUGAAUUGGUUUGAAGUGAAAUCAAUGAACGUGUUUACAUGCCUUUUCCUAUGUGUCCUAGUAGUUCACUGGUGGAGGCUUUCUUAAAUAAGUUUUAUUUUGAAAUGUUUUGAAGGAAUCUGUAUAAUCCUGAAUUUAAGAUCUUCUAAAACAUGAAGGCAUCAUUUGAGGAAGUAAGAUUUACCUACCAAUCAUUGUUGACAGUAUUUGUUGUGGUAAUGGUAAAGGGGUUUCCUCAAAGUUCCCUUGUACUCUUUUAUUUGUGCCUUUUUUCUUUUUAAACCAGAUCUGCUCUGUAGGAUCACAUCCGAUUUGAAUAGAACAUUUCCACCUGAAAUGUCUUCCCAUCGACAGAUUCUGUGUUUUUAUCAAACCAUUCCCCCAUAUGUAAUCUCUGUGUUGGAAUUGGUAUGUGAAGGUUUCACUGCUAAGUACCAGACAUGAUGCCGAAAAGACACAAUCAUCAUUGGAGCUAAUGUGUAACGAAUGUGAUUAGUUCAGGAAGACUGAGAAGUGUGAAUGCAACAUUUACUGAGAAUCUUGUAGCAUGUGAGAUGUUCUUAAAAUAAAUAUGAGUACAAUGAA